AUGGCCUGGGUUCUGGUGGCAGCUUUUGCCGCUGCAGUAUACGCUGUCUCACUAUGCAUAUAUCGCAUUUUUAUAAGCCCACUGUCCAAAAUUCCUGGCCCGAAAUUAGCUGCAGUCACUGGCUGGUAUAAAACAUACUUUAAGUUGUGUCACAAGUUUAGUGGCCAGUAUCUCUUCCACAUCCAGGCACUUCACAAAAUAUAUGAACAUCACCUACACCGCAUGCGCCGUACUUCCCAGGCCCACUUCGUUGCCAAAGGCCGCAUACAGAAACUCGCACCGCAGAUACAGACACUUGCCGACCGCAUGUGUCGCCGCCUCGUGGAAGACUUCUCCGGCCAAGACAAGCCAGUGAUCCUAAACAACGUGUUCACAAGUUUCGUUGGUGAUGUCACGACGCAGUACAGUUUCAACCGCGACUUCAAAUACCUCGAGGAUCCGAACUUCUUGUCACCGUUCACCAGAGAGAUUAGAAGUUUCUUGGCCAUGGUGUACCCGUGCACACAAUUUCCGUGGCUUGGCCGGCUCUUGUACACACUACCAGAUUCACUGGUAAGCUCUGUGCAACCUGCAACACAGGGACUUCAAGAAUUCCGAGCCUCCAUGAGCACACUUAUUCACCAAGCGAAAGAAGAUGUUCGAGAGGGAAAUUGUGAGACUGAUAAGACUGUUAUGCACGGUAUUCUUGAUUCUAACCUGCCGCCAUUAGAAAAGAGUAACAAAGUAUUAAUAGAUCAGGCGGCGGGGCUGGUAGCUGCGGGGAUUCUGCCAUAUCUCACUGCUUGCGUUGAAGAAGCCAUUCGUCUAGCGUGUGGUCAAAUUACGCGUUACCCGCGCAUUUCGCACCUCUCAAUCAUCUACGGCGAUUAUAUUAUGCCCCCAGGUACUCAAAUUUCGAUGGACACUUGGCACAUGCACCAUAAUGAGACCCUAUACCCAGACUCAUACGCUUUUGUACCUGAGCGCUGGAUAGGCGAUUCUCGAGCACCAGACGGGAAGCCACUGAAACAUUAUAUGGUGGCUUUCGGUAAAGGAACGAGAAACUGCCUAGGUAUGAAUCUUGCGCAGGCCGCGAUCACGAUUGCUUUAGCUUCGCUGGUCAGGAGGUUUGAGUUUGAGUUGUUUGAGACGAGCUAUGAGAUGGAUGUGCAGGUUGCAAGGGAUGUUGUCGCUCCAGGUACUCACCCGGAGAGUCUUGGUGUACGAGUUUUCGUGAAUUAG
This is a messenger RNA of Lindgomyces ingoldianus, 1221 nucleotides long. RefSeq names its product cytochrome P450. Bases 1 to 1221 code for a protein of 406 amino acids. The transcript has 4 exons. The record is from RefSeq and is a predicted model, not a curated record. Gene Ontology annotation, molecular function: oxidoreductase activity, acting on paired donors, with incorporation or reduction of molecular oxygen; iron ion binding; heme binding. NCBI's taxonomy places the organism in Eukaryota, Fungi, Ascomycota, Dothideomycetes, Pleosporales, Lindgomycetaceae.